Messenger RNA from Chenopodium quinoa (quinoa), 2589 nucleotides. Its product is annotated as cyclic nucleotide-gated ion channel 2-like. The record is from RefSeq and is a predicted model, not a curated record. The transcript has 8 exons. The coding region runs from base 266 to 2428 and encodes 720 amino acids. NCBI's taxonomy places the organism in Eukaryota, Viridiplantae, Streptophyta, Magnoliopsida, Caryophyllales, Amaranthaceae.
UCGUACAUUUUUCGUCAAAUUCUAUAAGAUUAACAUAAUUACACAGCAAUAUUGGUCCCACUUUACGUUCCGUAAAUCAGUUCCCUCUUUCGUCUAUACUAACCUUACUUGCUUCCACCUUCACUACUCGACACCAACACUCAUAUCACUCCCUCCUUCCUCAAUACACAACAUCCAAACUCACACUACUAUCUCUCUCUAUUCAUCUUUCAUUGUUCCUCAUUUCCAUCCAUGCCCUCCUCCCUCCUCGAAUACGUUUUGGCGGAUGUUGGUGAAAAAACAAGGGCCGCCGCCUGCCCAAGAGGGUGCGGCAGCUGGAGAGGGAAGUAAUAAUGGUAAUAGUAAUAGUAAUAGUAGUAGUAGUAAUGAGGAUGAUACUAGUACUAGUGGAAGUUGGAGCAGUAACCCCGCAAUUGAGUGCUAUGCAUGCACUCAAGUCGGGGUUCCCGUAUUCCACUCCACUAGUUGUGAUCGAGCUGGUCAACCUGAAUGGGAGGCCUCUGCGGGGUCCUCCCUUUAUCCAAUUCGAACCCGAACUGAAUUACGUUCUCGGUCCAAACAGGCCAAGGGAAAGCGUGGCUCCAUCCAGAGAUGGCCAACUGGCUUGUUUGGACCGAUACUAGACCCAAGGAGCGAAAGAGUACGAAGGUGGAACCGUGUCAUCUUACUCGCUCGGGCCGUGGCCUUAGCCAUUGAUCCUGUUUUCUUCUAUGCUCUAUCCAUUGGGCGAGAUGGAUCAUGUCUUUACAUGGAUGGGGUUCUAGCAGCGGUGGUUACUGUCAUUCGCACGUGUGUGGAUGUUAUUCACCUGUGGCACGUGUGGCUCCAAUUCCGGCUUGCGUACGUGUCAAGGGAAUCACUCGUUGUUGGGUGUGGGAAACUCGUGUGGGAUGCACGUGCCAUUGCUUCACAUUAUGGACAUUCAUUGAAAGGCUUCUGGUUUGAUCUUUAUGUUAUACUUCCAAUUCCACAGAUUGUAUUCUGGUCUAUUGUGCCAAUGUUACUAAGACAAGAUCGAAUACAGAUUUUGAUGACGAUAUUGCUGCUUAUUUUUCUAUUCCAAUUUCUACCCAAAGUUCACCAUAGCAUUUACUUAAUGAGGAAAAUGCAAAAGGUCACUGGAUAUAUCUUUGGAACCAUUUGGUGGGGAUUUGGACUUAAUCUCAUUGCCUAUUUCAUUGCUUCUCAUGUUGUAGGAGGAUGUUGGUAUGUUCUUGCAAUACAGCGCGUUGCAUCUUGUCUGUCACAGCAAUGUAACAGACAUGGGAACUGUAACAUGUCUUUGUCGUGCUCAAAGGGAAUUUGUUACCAGUUUUUUCAGCGACCAAGUACAAUAGAAAGAUGCAAUGCUAACUCCACUGUGAACAACAUGAUGUCCUUUUGUUUGGAUGAUAACGGACCUUUCAGCUAUGGAAUUUACAGCUCUGCUAUUCCUGUCAUAUCUAGUAACGCUGUUAUUAUUAAGAUCCUUUACCCCAUAUCAUGGGGUUUAUUCCAGUUGAGUACUUUUGGCAACAAUUUAACUCCAACAAGCCAAUGGGCCGAAGUAUUAUUUUGUAUGUGUCUUGUGCUUGGUGGCUUAAUGCUUUUCACCUUAUUGAUUGGAAACAUUCAGGUAUUCUUGCAUACUGUAAUGGCAAAGAAGAGAAAAAUGCAAUUAAGGUGUCGAGAUAUGGAAUGGUGGAUGAGGCGAAGACAGCUACCAUCUCGUUUAAGGCGUAGAGUUAGUCAUUUUGAACGUCAGAGUUGGCUGACUACAGGAGGAGUUGAUGAAAUGGAGUUGAUCAAAGACCUACCUGAGGGGCUCCGGCGUGAUAUCAAGCGUUAUCUUUGCCUUGACCUCAUAAAAAAGGUUCCACUAUUUCAUUGUUUGGAUGAUCUUAUCCUUGACAAUAUCUGUGACAGAGUCAAACCAUUAAUAUACUGUCAAGAGGAAAAGAUCAUGACGGAAGGAGAUCCAGUUCAGAGGAUGGUGUUCAUCGUUCGUGGAAAAAUAAAAAGCAACCAAAACCUAAGCAAAGGCCUAGUUGCAACAGACACGCUGCAACCAGGAGCGUUCCUUGGUGAUGAGCUCUUAUCUUGGAGCCUUCGAAGACCAUUUUUACAUCGACUACCAGCUUCCUCAGCAACAUUUAUUUGUCUUGAAUCGACUGAAGCUUUUGGACUUGAUGCAUAUGACCUACGUUACAUCACCGAGCACUUCCGUUAUAAGUUUGCCAAUGAUAGCCUAAGACGGACCUUAAGGUACCAUUCUUCUAACUGGAGAACUUGGGCAGCAGUAAACAUACAGUUUGCUUGGCGGCGUUAUAUGAAGAGAACAAGAGGUUCAGGGACUCAUGUAGUCUCUCAUAGUGGAGAUACUGAGAAAAGACUCCUUCAGUUUGCUGCUAUGUUUAUGUCUAUUAGACCACAUGAUCAUCUCGACUAGAACCCAUUUUGUUUUCAUUGUUUCGUCUUUAAGGAGAAACUAAUAAAGCUUAAUUAAGCUACCUCUAUAUAAACUUUUUAUUUUUAUUUUUUUUAAUUAUUUUUGUACGUUUUGUUGUUUUUUCACUGCUAUUGAUACGGGUAUAGGCUUUGAAAAAUUAA